Scophthalmus maximus (turbot) is the source of this 2966-nucleotide messenger RNA. RefSeq names its product LHFPL tetraspan subfamily member 3 (gene lhfpl3). Lineage: Eukaryota; Metazoa; Chordata; Actinopteri; Pleuronectiformes; Scophthalmidae. The record is from RefSeq and is a predicted model, not a curated record. Bases 1 to 687 code for a protein of 228 amino acids. Gene Ontology annotation, biological process: sensory perception of sound. The transcript has 4 exons. Gene Ontology annotation, cellular component: plasma membrane.
AUGAUCCCCGGGGCCCCCGCGACCACCACCAUGCUCCCCGCGUCCGAGGCUGCCAAGAUCUACCAGACCAACUACGUGCGCAACUCGCGCGCCAUCGGCGUGCUGUGGGCCAUCUUCACCAUCCUCUUCGCCAUCGUCAACGUGGUGUGCUUCAUCCAGCCGUACUGGAUCGGCGACGGCGUGGACACGCCGCAGGCGGGCUACUUCGGGCUGUUCCACUACUGCAUCGGCAACGGGCUGUCCCGCGACCUCACCUGCCAGGGCAGCUUCACCGAGUUCAGCACCAUCCCCUCCGGCGCGUUCAAGGCCGCCUCCUUCUUCAUCGGCAUGUCCAUGGCGCUGGUGCUCACCUGCAUCGGCUGCUUCGCGCUCUUCUUCUUCUGCAGCACCGGCACCGUGUACAAGAUCUGCGGCUGGAUGCAGCUGGCUGCAGGCACGUGUCUGAUCCUGGGCUGCAUGAUCUACCCGGACGGCUGGGACAGCGACGAGGUGAAGCGGAUGUGCGGCGAGCAGACGGACAAGUACACGCUGGGGGCGUGCUCGGUGCGCUGGGCCUACAUCCUGGCCAUCAUGGGCAUCCUGGACGCCCUCAUCCUCUCCUUCCUGGCCUUCGUCCUGGGGAACCGCCAGGACAGUCUGAUGUCCGAGGAGCUGCUGGGAGAAAAGAGCGGAAACAACGCCAUUUAACUUUUGUCAUGGGUCUUGCCGCCUAGACGUGAUGUUACUUCAGGACCCAGCUUCCCCUCUCCUGGUCCGGCUCGUAGCUGAGAUGCAGAGCUGAUGUGUGAACGGAUCAAAGAAGAGAGAAAAGAGAAAAAAGAAAAGAAAAGAAAAGAAAAGAUGAUGCGGAGGAGGUCACGAGGUCAUCACGCAGCCUUUGCUGAGGAGACCAGGAUGUCCUCUCGUCCUCCCGCUGUAUAAUAGCCUCAUCACUCAUUUUGAAACUGCUCAUUUCUGCAGGUUGAACUCUCAAAGACUUUUAUAAACUGUCACUGCAUCACCUCGCCCCGAGCUGCUGGGACUGAGAUCCCCCUCCGCGUGGACGGGGCGGAGGCCGCCUGGUGCGCAGGGCGGGUUGGGGGGGGGGAUAAAUAAAAGACUCGUGCGGUUAAUUAGCUCCAGGACACUUGUUGGACCAACACCACGGAGUGGCGGCUGCUCAAAUGGAAUCAAGUCAAGAGAAAUUACCCAGACUCCGAGCCACGCAAAUGGGGACUCAACAGACUUGACUGUCAAGUCGUCUUUCUCAUCGCGUCAGCGUGACGGGAGUUGACACGGUUCGACCUUUCACGUCGUCAGCUGCGAGCGGUGACGACUGGAGACGUUUCCAGGCGGGACAAAUAAAGCUUUUGUGUGGUCAUAAUUAAAUGUUUGAUGUGAUAGAGUUAUUAAUAAUUAGAGGUUUCGCUGGUGACGACCUUGCAGAGAAAAGAAAAAAGGAUUAAAAAGAGAUGCGCCAAAUACAAGACAACGUCAAUUGUAUGGAGACUGUAAUCUGUGUAUACUUACUUACUGUUGAUCAUGUCCUUGUGCUGACUUUGAAACUGGUGCAUUAUCAGAUUCAUCUGGUAAUCUGACAGUGUUGCGGUGAACUGAGAGGGCGAAAGAAAAGAUACAUUGGGCAUGAAACCGUUUUGCUUUUACAUCAUCUUUUCACUAUACAGCUUAAAAAACAAUAAAUAAACUAGCAACAGUCUUAACAUUUACAUUAAAACUGUUAGAGUGUGACUCAACUAAAGAAAUUGACAACUUUAAAGUCAAACACCUGACAUUUUGGGGAGAGGGCUUACUGGCUAGCUUACUGGCUAGCUUACGUCACUAGCGUUAGCUAAGAAAAACUGGGACGCGCCAAUUGACCAGGCUCUGUGAAAGUACAAAAAAUCAAAAAGAAAUUUAAUGAAAUAAUAAAAUACACAACAGCAACACCUCAGAAAUUCACUUCUUUGUUCAACCUGUCCAAAAACUGAAGUGUAAAAAUGAAUUUACCCGUUUUGUAGCAAGCUACGUUUUUUGGCUAUUUUAGCCGUAGCCGCCAGGUCAACCCGAGUUUAGCCAAGUUACAGCGAGUUGUGUCCAAGAAAUAGACAAUAGACAAAUAAAAGCCCAUAAAAUGGUGAUUAGUUAUUUUAAAAAUGUAACCAAAUGAGACAUAACCUGUUAAUUAUUGAGCUUUAGAGGUGCAGGCAUGUUAUUUAAGAUACUUUCAGAGCUAGCAUGGCAUUAUGCUAAUCUUAGCUAAUGUUCGGUGAUCCAUCAAAUUCUGUGACCUGGUUGUCAGAAAUUGAAUUCAUAAAUAUUUUUAUCAACUCGGUAUAUAAAAUGUUUUCAUCUGGAAAAAUCUUUUAAUCUUUUAAUCCUUCCGUCUAUUGUAAACUUUCCCCGUUUCCCGCUGCUCAUCCAGGUCCCGGACGUGUUCAAUAAUGAAUUGAUAACAUCACGAAUCAUUGAUUCGUACCACCGAGGAGCGCGGACGAAAUAAUGUGAUGUACAGUAAAUGUCAAUAAAUUAGUACGCUUGUUUAGUUUCUCUGGGCAGUAUGAGCAGCCGGUGAAUGAAUUACAUUGUGUGUGUAAUGAAAAGUUUUAAAUGUGUCUUGGUGAACCCCGCAGUGUACUUUAUUUUGAUAAAUAGACCUAAUGGAAGAAGAUUUACAAAAAUUCUGAAUUUGUGACACUAUCCAGAUAGAUACAAAGUUGUUUUUUUGUUUUUUUCUAUAGAUGUGGGUUACAGCUUUCAAAAGCAAAGUCACAAAAUCUGAUGUGACAAAAAAUUGGGUGAAACACGAGAUCAAAGUUGUACAAAGGUAAUGUGUGUUUCACAAAAUUAAAAAAUAGCAAAUGCCAGAUUUUGUUAGGAAUGUGUUGCUUCUGUUAAAAUGAUUCACUGAAAUAUAUGUGAUGCAUUCAUGUUUACAUUUUACACGUACUUUGGCUUUGCAAUAAAGGUAUUUUCUAUUUUCCUCUCAA